This is a messenger RNA of Tachysurus fulvidraco (yellow catfish), 3772 nucleotides long. RefSeq names its product glutaminase a (gene glsa). Bases 140 to 1948 code for a protein of 602 amino acids. Gene Ontology annotation, biological process: L-glutamine catabolic process. NCBI's taxonomy places the organism in Eukaryota, Metazoa, Chordata, Actinopteri, Siluriformes, Bagridae. Gene Ontology annotation, molecular function: protein binding; glutaminase activity. The record is from RefSeq and is a predicted model, not a curated record. The transcript is spliced from 18 exons.
GAAACACGUGAAUACACCCGUCAGGAUCAUCGUAGGGCGGCGAGCUGAGACGGAGAAAGCCGAGCAGGAUUAAUCCGAUAUUAGAUCCGAUAUUAGAUUUAAUAUCAGUGGAGAAGUCCGUGAGCAGUGCGAGACCGUCAUGUUUCAGUUCAGGUGCUCGGUAGCUUUGAGGGAUCUGAUCAAACCGAACCUGACCCGUCCGAUCUUGUGCGGUACCGCAGGAGAUCAGACUGCACGAGCCGCGCGCGCUCCUGCAAGAGGAUGCCGCCGUUAUCUGUGCACGAGCUCCGGUCAACCAACGGACGGCAAAGAUGCAGCCAACGAGAAAAGAAGGAAGGCAGGAAUCCUGCCCAGUCUGGAGGAUCUGCUCUUCUAUACCAUCGCUGAGGGCCAAGAUAAAAUCCCAGCUCACAAGUUUACUACGGCGUUGAAGUUGACAGGCCUGCGUACAGGAGAUCCUCGUCUGAAGGAGUGUAUGGAGAUGCUGAAGGUCACACUGAAGACCACAUCUGAUGGAGCUCUGGAUCGACACCUCUUUAAAAAAUGUGUCCAGAGCAACAUUGUGCUGCUCACUCAGGCUUUCAGGAAGAAGUUUGUGAUUCCUGAUUUCCAAUCAUUCGCUUCGCACAUAGACGAGCUGUACGACAGCGCAAAGAAACUCUCUGGAGGACAGGUGGUGGCAGACUACAUCCCCCAGCUGGCUAAGUUCAGUCCUGAUUUCUGGGCCGUGUCUCUCUGUACGGUUGAUGGACAGCGACACACUGUAGGUGACACCAAAGUGCCAUUCUGCUUACAGUCGUGUGUGAAGCCUCUGAAAUACGCCAUCGCUGUUCACGAUCACGGCACUGAGUACGUGCACCGCUUCAUCGGGAAAGAACCCAGCGGACUGCGCUUCAACAAACUGUUCCUCGAUGAGGAUGAUAAGCCACACAAUCCGAUGGUGAACGCAGGAGCCAUAGUCUGUACCUCGCUCAUCAAGCAAGGCGCCGGCAACGCGGAGAAGUUCGACUAUGUGAUGAACUUUAUGAAGAAGAUGGCAGGAAACGAGUAUGUGGGCUUCAGCAACGCUACGUUUCAGUCUGAGAGACUGUCUGGAGACAGAAACUUUGCCAUCGGCUACUAUCUGAAGGAGAAAAAGUGUUUCCCAGAGGGCACUGACAUGACCGCUAUCCUGGACUUCUACUUCCAGCUGUGCUCUAUAGAGGUGACAUGUGAGAGCGCUAGCGUGAUGGCGGCUACGUUGGCCAACGGAGGAUUCUGUCCAAUCACAGGUGAGCGUGUGCUGAACCCUGAGGCUGUGAGGAACACGCUGAGCCUCAUGCACUCCUGCGGCAUGUACGACUUCUCCGGCCAGUUCGCUUUUCAUGUGGGUUUACCAGCCAAAUCGGGCGUGGCUGGUGGUAUUUUGUUGGUGGUUCCCAAUGUGAUGGGGAUUAUGUGCUGGUCUCCUCCUCUGGAUAAACUAGGGAACAGUGUCCGUGGCAUCAAGUUCUGCACGGAUCUGGUGCAUCUGUGUAACUUCCACAACUAUGAUAAUCUGCGUCACUUUGCUAAGAAGCUGGAUCCUCGACGAGAAGGCGGAGACGAGCGGGUAAAGUCUGUUAUAAAUCUGCUGUUUGCUGCCUACACAGGAGAUGUCUCUGCAUUGAGGAGGUUUGCUCUGUCCUCGAUGGACAUGGAGCAGCGGGAUUACGACUCCAGGACGGCGCUCCAUGUGGCUGCUGCUGAAGGUCACACUGAGGUCGUGCGCUUCCUUCUUGAGGCCUGUAAGGUGAACCCUGUACCCAAGGACAGGUGGGGGAACACACCCAUGGAUGAGGCUGUACACUUCGGUCAUCAUGACGUUGUGACCAUUCUGCAGGAUUUCCACAACAAGUACAGCCCUCAGGAGAGCUGCCCCAACGGGGACAAGGAGACGGCAGAGAAGAACCUGGACGGCUUGCUCUGAGACGUGUGUGUGUGUGUGUGUGUGUGUGUGUGUGUGUGUGUGUGUGUGUGUGUGUGUGUGUGUGAGGGACAUAUUCCUGAUGAUUAUAUCAAUAGAGUCUGUGUAGGUAUGUGGUAGUGUUUGUGCAGAAGUGUGUAUUUAUAGUGGAUUGUGUUAGGUGUGUGUGUGUGUGUGCGCGCGCGUUUCCCCAUAACGUACUCCAGGUAUGUAACCUGAAGGUGAUGUUCUCCUGGGUUGCCAGGUUGGUGUAAUUCUGCUCAGUGCCAUUUCUGACUUUGACAAUUAAAAAACUCUAAAUUAAACUAGUUCAAUCUGGCAACCCACGAGACCUUCACACCCCAGUUUCCCUUUACUGCGGGUGUGUUAUUUAUCCUCACACUCUGAACAUGUUGUAUAAUCACGUAUUAGCAUAGUGUUUAAUAUUUAAUAUCGGGGAAUAUUUAUCGUCCUAGUUUUUUAGAUCAUUACAGAAACAAAGAUUUUAGAUUUCUUUUUUUUUUUUAAAAGAAACGAUCAAUCAGGUCGGGGCUCGUGGGAGAGCUUUUCUUCGCUCACGUUGUCACUUGCCUUUCGGAUGUGGUUUAAAGGGUUAACGGUGCAGAUAUACGACAGAAAGCGCUAACGCUGUGUGGAACAUCAUGACGGCGGCAUCGUCUAACGCUUAUAAAGGUUCCAAAUAGAACCCGAGAAUAAGAACCUUCACUCCAGGCGGUUUUGUCAGCCACUGGAUGAUGGUUUAAACAGAUUCUCCAGGUUAUUAGUACAGGGAUAAAAAGUGUUGGACCGACACUGGAUUGUCUUGUGGUUCUUACACCUGGAGAGUGUGUGUGUCUGUGUGUGUGUGUGUGUGUGUGAAUGUGAUGUACUGUAUUUUUGAUUAUGGGCUGGUGUGUGUUUAGCGUCUGAUUUUUAUGGGAUGCUUUGUUUCGUUCGUGUGUGUGUGGUUUAGUGACUGAGAUCAGUUCUGAAUGCACUAAAGUGUGACCGGUGAGUUUUUAGGGACCAGAGACAUGAUGAUUGCAGGUGAGAUGAUGCUUUAAAGACCAAAAUAGAUUCACAAGUUGAUUUCAUUAUUUCUCUCUUUAUUGAAUUCAAUGUAUCGAAACAGAAAGCUUACAAUAUUCUCAGCCUGGAUACACCGGUGUCAGAUUGUUAGCACUUCUGCAGCAUUAACACACACACACAGAUCUACAGUCAGUCGUGUGUGUGUGUGUGCGCUCGCGCUCGCUCUCCUGGUUUCCAGAAGCAUCGGCACUUUGUCUGUAGACUGAAUCUUAAUUGUUACAGAUUAUUUAUGUAUUUAUUUAUUUAUUUUUGAUAUAAAUAUAUUGUAACCGUGAUUAUUUGAGAGCACUGUGGCUUCUUGUCUUUACACCUUUGUACCUCCUCUUAUUCUUUUUUUAUUAAGUGUAUCCAGGCUGGAAAAGCGUUAAUAUCUCACACACACACACAUACUGCAUAAAAACCUCUAGUACGGGGGGAAAAAAAACUGUAGAAGUAAAAACAAGAAGCUUUCUGUUUGUGACGGAGUUGCUGCAGGAGAGGAAAAGAGUCGCCAGGGUAUUUCUAACAACAUCCAAUCAGACGGUUCACAAACUGAAUCUAAUCUAAUGACACGCUGCACUCUGUCCAAUCACAGGCUACGUUAGGACUGAAUGUAUCACAUAUAUAUUAUAUUAUAUUACACCCACAUGUUCUCCGUAUAAAGCUGAAUAUGCAGAUGUCUUUGUAUUCUUCCUGUUACGCCGUUCAGUUGGUUGUGUUACUGCUGAAGCCGAGCACUUUGUUUCAAACAAAGCAUCAAAUAAAAGCAAAGCUUUUCGA